Molecule: messenger RNA, 1589 nt
Organism: Pollicipes pollicipes
Lineage: Eukaryota; Metazoa; Arthropoda; Thecostraca; Pollicipedomorpha; Pollicipedidae
Product: protein OPI10 homolog
Exons: 3
Coding region: 36-848 (270 amino acids)
Biological process (GO): protein import into nucleus
Cellular component (GO): cytosol; nucleus
Molecular function (GO): Hsp70 protein binding; nuclear import signal receptor activity
Source: RefSeq, a predicted model, not a curated record
AAUAAUCUGCAAGUCUUAGGUUUUGGGGAGAUAUCAUGUUAGUUGGGUCAAAUUCAGUGCUGGCGCCAGAUCCCGGAUCGGGACGAGCUGUCAAAUUUUUUGAGUUUUUUUUUUCUGCUGGGCUGGCUGUUGGGCUGUUGAUGGCUGCAGUUGCAGUUGGAUUGGAUCUGUGUAGAGUUUUGACUGAUGGGUUCAGGGCAUUAGGGCGUGAUUGCCUCAAGAUCCUGUCACAUUCAGAACAUAAGAUGGCUGUUUCAGUGUUUGGUAUGAUUGUGGCUGGCCGCUUGGUAAGCACGGACUUCCAGGUGGUGGAUGAGACCCACUUUGUCAUCACUGUUCAAGAGGCAGAUGACAUCAGGCACAUUGUUGUAUUUCUCACAGGAUCCCAGCCUCUCCCCAAUGACAUGGCAGCAGGAGUGUACUUCAGCUGGCCAGAGCCCAACUCACCACCAACAUGGAUCUAUCUGGGCUACCUCUCCAACAGCAAGCCAUCAGCUGUGUUUAAGGUGGCAUCGCUGAAGCGCGGCUCGGGCACCACGGCCGUGCCAUCUGGCCUGGUGCAGCAGUUCUCGCACAGCGCGCAGGUCGGCAUCGCAGUCGAGCCCGAGGUGCAGGUGGCCGGCCUGACGCCGGCGAACGCCACCGAGCCUUCCAGCGUGCCCUCCUUCGUGGAGUUCACGCAGAAGAUGCUGCAAAACUUCGUCAACUACGCGUCCAGCUUCAGCCUGACGCAGGCGCAGAUGACGCCGGCGCCCUCCGAGUGCUUCAUCGCGCUCAGCGUGGUGCAGAAGUGGUACGAGAACUUCCAGCGCCGGCUGGAGAUGAACCCCAACUUCUGGAAGUCGUGACGUCGCCGCGCGCGCCUCUCCGCACGGCUGCCUCCCGCCCGCGCCGCCGGUGAGUGGGCCCUGGCCCGUGGGUCACCGCCACGCCGGCUCGUGGCGCACUGACCAAUAGCUGCCCGUCGCGGCCCGCUGACGGUCGCACAGCAUCGGAUGUGUUUAAUGUUUGUUUUGAUGUACUUACUCUUGUGAGGUGUGCCCGCUUCUCGAUCUGAAUGCAUAAGCUGCACCAGACCGCGUGUCGCGCGUCCCUCUCAGCUCCCAGCAGUGCUCUGUGAUACAGUGUCGAUGUGCAUGGGGCUGAUUGGCAAUACAAUGGCAUUGGUAGCCUGGCACAUGCUUGGGUAGUCUAGGGUAGCCACGCCAUUAUGGCAGUGCUCCAUUAUGUUGUUGUAGUUUCGGGCCCAGGGGUAUCUAUGCCACCGAUCGCCCAGUAUCGUCACUCCUGCCAUCCUUUGGAAUUAUGUAAUUUAGGUCCUGUGGUUGAGCAGUAAAACACUGACGUUCGAGGUUCAGUUCGCACAAAAAGUUUCUCAGCUGAUGGCAUUUGUCAAUCAGGCCAUGCAGGUCCAUGCAUCGAAGCCUUUAUCGGCUAGAUUAGCAGUUCCAGUCACAUGUAUCCUUUCCUUUGAAUUCUUCUGUCAUGCCGCGUCGUUGGGUUAGGGUAAUCUUUCUAACUUUGCGUGCAGCGAAAGAGCAUUUGUUUGUGCAGUUCUAGGUGCUUUGUAAAAUACAGCGUUUUUGCCA